Dichomitus squalens LYAD-421 SS1 is the source of this 1104-nucleotide messenger RNA. RefSeq lists its product as uncharacterized. The transcript is spliced from 2 exons. The record is from RefSeq and is a predicted model, not a curated record. The coding region runs from base 1 to 1104 and encodes 367 amino acids. NCBI's taxonomy places the organism in Eukaryota, Fungi, Basidiomycota, Agaricomycetes, Polyporales, Polyporaceae.
AUGGAAGACUACGUCCAACACGCCAUCCGCUCCCUCCACCCCGCCUUCCUCUCACACGCAGAUUGGGUCCACUUCCCUGCACUCCAGGACUACUGUCACGUCUGGGAUGCCUACGCCUCCUCCUCUUCACUUUCCUCCUCCACCUACCCUUCCUCAAACGAUCGGAAACACCACAACCGUCCCUUCGCCGUCUUCCGCCUGGGCAACGGCAAACCCAUCCCCGCCGGUCUCGCCGGUUACUUCUACUACUACGCCCCCGGAGGGCCUGUUCCACCUACUGCCGGCGAGAUCCGCUUCCGCGUUAUCCCCCGGGGCCCUCCAAACCUUCACCUCUUCAACCAGUCCCAGAACCUCCUCUCCGACUCCGAGCGUGGGCUCCCAUGGCACCUCCCGCUGACUACCAUCGCCGCACGCGACUCGUACCAGGUCUACCGCGAGGUCCUCCUGCGCGACGGGCUCGUAAGUCCAGAGCUGCUCGCGCGCGCGGCGGAGAUGGGCCGGGAGGUGUUGGGCGAACGGAGCGGGGGGAGGAAGGCGCAAGUCGUGCACGGCUUCAGGCAGCCGUGGUUCAUCGACUUCGGGAGCAAGGUGCACUGGUGGUGGUUUAUGGGCGCCGACAAGCUGCACACUACCCCGCCCAUGCCGAACAUCCUCAGCUGGAAGGUCGGACAAGACAGGACGCCAUCCCCUUGGCUAGGCACCGCGCUCUGCUCUUUCUUCCCGGAUGCACACCCGCGCCUGCGCGGCCACCGCGUCGUCAAGAUCAAAGUCGUCAAGCUCCUUUCGCCCAUCACUCCCAACCCCGAGUUCCCGGAGGAACUACGCUACCUCGUCUCCGCCCCUGAGGCCGAGCCCCGCGAGGGCGCGUUUCUCCGGCGCGGGCAGCCGCUGUGGCAGAUGGAUGUCGACAGGGAAGGCGUAGAGAAGGGGAGGCGGGAGGGAUUCGGGGCGCUGUUUGCGAACUUGGGCUUGCCCCCGCUGAGGACGGACAAGGCGCUCAGGCAGAAGGUUCCUGGAGAGGAGUUGACGAGCCAGGGGGGUCUGAAGGGGCAGAGUAGUGAGGAUAGGGAGGGGAGGAGAACCUUGAGGAGUUUGGUGCGAUAG